AUGCCUCACCGCGUCCCACGACUUCCCGCAGCCCGCCCCUCAGAGAUCUUCUGCAUGGGCGCUGCCGGUGUUGGAGUCCUGACCCCUCUCUACCUCGUCAUGCCCGGCGCCGAAGAGCGUCUAUCCAACCAAACCAACAAGUGGGCUCCUCGAUGGGAGCGCAACCUCAGCUACUUCAUCCCUCCCGUCGAGCGAGGUGUCCAGCGCAUCGAGCCUCCUGUGGCCAAGAUGGUUCAGCGAGUGGAGGAUCGUCUGCCUCUGGAGAAGAUGGCCAAGUCUGUUGAUAAGGGCAUCCGAAGCGGUAUUGCCCGGUUCAACGGCGAGCCCAAGCCCUAA
Messenger RNA from Fusarium keratoplasticum, 336 nucleotides. RefSeq lists its product as uncharacterized. Lineage: Eukaryota; Fungi; Ascomycota; Sordariomycetes; Hypocreales; Nectriaceae. Bases 1 to 336 code for a protein of 111 amino acids. The transcript has a single exon. The record is from RefSeq and is a predicted model, not a curated record.